Spodoptera frugiperda (fall armyworm) is the source of this 1869-nucleotide messenger RNA. It is a transcript of the gene SoxB3, whose product is annotated as transcription factor sox-2. Gene Ontology annotation, molecular function: DNA-binding transcription factor activity, RNA polymerase II-specific; RNA polymerase II cis-regulatory region sequence-specific DNA binding. The coding region runs from base 314 to 982 and encodes 222 amino acids. Gene Ontology annotation, biological process: anatomical structure morphogenesis; regulation of DNA-templated transcription; cell differentiation. The transcript has a single exon. Lineage: Eukaryota; Metazoa; Arthropoda; Insecta; Lepidoptera; Noctuidae. The record is from RefSeq and is a predicted model, not a curated record.
GAUUCAGGCUUAGCUCGCUUUGAUACCGGCCAUCAGUGCAUGUUCGGACGUGUCAGAGAUGAGUAUCACAAUGUUCUCAGCUUUAUUUGCUAUUUGAGACAGUUUCUCGUUAAUAUGAUCGUCAGUUUCAAUGUUGAGCAAAGUCAAGUAAUUUACAACAUAUUGUUUAGUGAUUUGAAGUGAAAUAAUUGGAUUUUCAAUCAUGCCACUGAAGAAAAAUCAGCUGGAAGACUUUAUUUCAUAGAAGACAAAGCGUUAAAAAUAUCCAAAGUGUUGAGAACAUCGCCCAAAGACGACCAAUGACGUAACAUCAAUGGCAUAUCAAUUGGAGCAGCAAUCAACGAGACACCUACCGAAACUGUCGAGACAUUCGAAUCCCUACCACAUAAAGAGACCAAUGAACGCGUUCAUGGUGUGGUCGAGGCUGCAGAGGAAGAAGAUAUCUAUGAUGAACCCGAAACUGCACAACUCGGAGAUAUCGAAGCGACUGGGGCUGGAAUGGAAGAGUUUGGACGAGACGGAGAAGCGCCCAUUUAUAGACGAAGCGAAGAGGUUAAGGAUAAAACACAUGCAGGAUUAUCCGGACUACAAAUACAGGCCACGGAGGAAGAACAGGUUAGAUACAGCGGCGUUUUCUAAUCCAGCGCUGUACACGACCAGGGAGACGUUUGUGGAAGUGGAACCGCGGCAAGAGGCGAGCUAUCAGACGCUGUCGUACCCUGACCAGUUUGUUUACAACAACAUGAUCAGCUACUCCGUGCCUUCGUUGCCGCAGCCGACGUUUGUUCCGACAUCAAUGAGGCCUAAGGAAGAGACGUUGCCAAGUUUGGACCUGAGGCCCUUACCUUCGAUAGAGAGUAUAUCUCCCAGGCCUUUCGCAGUGGUGAACCAGCAGAUGAUGGUGAAAGCCUACCAAGACCUUCAUUACGUGCCCAGUGACGUCACUAGAAUCUCUUAUCACUACCCUUUUGGUGUGCAAUAGUCGCUUCUCGUUGUAAGUUGUUUUUGAGGCCAUAAUUUAUUGUUUAAGACGUAGCUAGUUCGGCUAACAAGUGUAACUUUGUUGUUUUUCUAUGUGAUUGUGUAGUUACAUAGUGCACUGCUGUCUGUUGGUUUCUUGUUCUAUAAAGUACAAUGUGAAAUGCAAUAGUUUUAAUGUUUCUCUAGAAAUUUUACACAUGUUAAAUUAUUGCACAUACCUUCAAGAGUUGUUAAUGGUUAAGUACAGAGUGUUUGGUGCUGAAUGGACUCAUUUUUUUAGUGUAUUGGGAGGUUAUUAGAGUCGAUCGUUUGGUUUAUAGGUAAAAGGCAGCUAACGACCUCUUAAAUCCCUGAAAAACUUGUGUCGGUCCAUGCACCAAACGCCCUGUAUAAGUAUUCGUAUCUAAUAACAGAAACAGGUUCAUUUCGACCACACUAGACAUAGACAGAUUUAUGUUUGACUAUAAUUUUUUAAGUACAAGUUAUGUUCAUACAAUUUAGAUAUACAAUCUAUCAUAUACACAUAGUGCAUCGUAAUUUACUCAGCAGAUAUAAUAAUUUUAUAUAAAAUGUGUAGAUAAAUACGUAUACAUAUGUAUAUUAUGUUUGAUGAACUUUAAUGGCAGCCAAAUUACACAAUAAUUAUAUUUUACACGUUGUACUUUGUUGCAGUGUUCAAUUAAAAUUGUACAUAGCUUAUGUGCAAACAAAAUGUCCUGUUGGUGCUUUUCUUUACGUUAAUUUUAUAGAAAUUGUAACAAUCACUGUUUUUCAAAAUCGAAUGAGUUGUACGUUUGUUGUAAGUACCAUUUCAAUUCGCAAUUUGAAAAGUCAUCAUAUGAAACAAAAUAAUUUUCUAUGUGCUAGCAAUAAAUUCUUUUAAAAAUA